CGCUGCACCUUAGAUACGAACAAAAUGGAAGAAGACGACGAACUAGAUAUGGACUCGCCCCUGGAUGAUAAGGGCUUCUUGCCUCCAGGUUCUUAUUAUUUUGAUACACAAUAUACAACCACCUUCAUCAUGAUGUUUAUUGUGAUUGCAAUGCUUCUCAGUUUGGUUGCCUUUCUCAUCUCUGUGAUCAUCAAAAAAAGAAUUCAAGCACAACCAAAGCCCAGGUUCAGAAAACGAGAUAAAGUGAUGUUUUAUGGCAGGAAAAUGCUGAGAAAGGUUAAAUCAAUAUCUGGGCCAGUGUAUACUGUUCAAAGGAAGAUGAGAAAGAGGAAAGAAUAUAUGGACCUGGCAAAAACCAUUAGAGGGAUCCUGCAGCAUACAGACAGUGACAGGAAACCAAUGCUUCAAGUCAAGGAGCCCCCUCCGGCCAUCUUGGAAGCGGACUUCAGGGUAUUACAGCUCCCUCCAGAGUUCAGAAUCCCUACAGAGGUACUCUACAUGCUCAAGAACAUCAGAGUGUUUGGUCACUUUGAGAGACCUCUCUUCUUGGAGCUCAGUCGAUCAGUAGAGAGUAAAUUCCUACCAGCAGGUGCGUAUCUAUUCCAGAGGGGGCAGCCGGAUGAUAGCAUCUUUGUUGUACAGUGUGGCCGUCUGGUCGUCUACAUCACAGAGCCAGAUGGAUCGGAAUAUGAAGUAAAAGAAGUGACCCAGGGUGAUAGUGUACACAGUUUACUGAGUGUCCUGGAUGUCAUCACAGGUUAUUCUGCACCGUAUAAGACUGUAUCUUGCAAAGCUGCUGAAGAUACGACUGUCCUGAGACUCCCAGCUGUGGCCUUCCAAGCUGUCUUUGAACAGUACCCUGAAUCUAUGGUCAGGGUCGUACAGAUGAUGAUGAUCCGUCUCCAACGAGUGACCUUCCUCACACUGCAGAACCUUUUGGGAUUGGACGCUGAGCUCAUCAACCCAGACAAUAUAAGCAGCAAGUCCUUAGCCAUCCACGCUAUGAACAGCAAAGCAGGCAGUCCAACCAAGAGACAGACGUCCGUUGUCUCUACACCGGCAACCACAGCAGGGGGAUCCAGCUCGGCCCUCUCAACCAGCAGCGCUGAGACGGUCCUGAGAGUUAGCAUGGCGGAGGAGGCUACCGACGUCUUCAAGUCAGCGGAAGAGAGCGACGGGGACCUUAGACAGAGGGGAAGGUCAGGAUCAGUUACUACUCCAUCAGCUCGUGUCUUGGGUCCGAUCAGUAACUGGCGAAGAGCGACCUCUCUGGACGUGGAUGAUACAGGGCGUCUGAGCAUGAGUACAUCAGACUUUGAGGCCGCAGCAGGGAGAGCAAGGGUCACCGGUCUAGAUGACACCAAGCCACUCAGACAGAUUUCAUUAGAGAAUGCUGCCGCAGCAUCAAGCAAGUCGGGAGGAGGGCGUAAGAGAGCCAUGAGCCUGGAGGGAGUCAGUGAGAGAUCAUCUGAGGAGAAGAAAGACUACUCGGAGGAUGAAAUCUUAGAGAUGGCCAAGAGAGAUCUGAUGACACUUUUUGGACUUCCAGACACCUCCCUGCUUGACCAUCAGAUAGCUUUGUCUCACAUCCCAGUGGGCAGCGUAGUGGUCAAGGAAGGUGAUCAGGAAACCAACCUAAUGUUUUUAUUGAAAGGAUCAUUCCUGAUGCUGCAGACUGACGAGAUUUCUGGAAAGGAACGUACAGUGUUUGUAGUAAGUCAUGGUGAGAUGAUCGGUGAGUUAGCCGUACUGACCGGAGAACCGGCUCUCUUCACCGUCAAAGCCAGACAGGACUGCUGUGUGAUCGCUAUCAGUAAGACAAGAUUCUACAGUAUCAUGAGGGAAUAUCCCCAGGUAGUGUUGAAGGUUGGUCAUCAGGUGGUCAAGAAGCUCUCAUCCUUUGUGAGGCAGACAGACUUUGCUUUGGAUUGGAUGCAACUAGAAGCUGGUAAAGCAGUGUACAGGCAAGGGGACCAAUCUCAGUGCACCUACAUCGUCUUGAAUGGUCGUCUGAGGUCAGUGGUCCAGCUCCCAUCCGGUAAGAGGGAACUGAUGGGAGAGUUUGGGCGUGGGGAGAUCGUGGGUAUCGUAGAGGUGUUGACCUUAAAGGAGAGGGUCACGACGGUGCAUGCCAUCAGAGACACCGAGUUGGCCAAGCUACCCACUGGUAUGCUGAACCUCAUCAAGAGGAAGUUCCCACACACUGUGACCCGUCUGAUUGAGAUCCUAGGUCAGAGGUUAUUGGGUCAGGUCGAGGAAAAAAUGGGCUCUACCAAGUUGACGGCUGAAGAGAGAAGGACCACAGUUGAGAACCUGUCCACCGUGGCCCUGAUCCCCGGGUCCGAUGACGUACCUCUGGCUAGGUUUGCCCUGGAGCUGACACAUUCUCUCAGUGCUGUGGGUUCUGUUCUGAGGCUUACUAAGGAGCACAUCCUCCAGACAUUAGGAGGUUCAGCUCUUGACAGUGUCCAUGAGUAUCGUUUGACCAGCUGGCUCGGUCAGCAGGAGGAUCUUCAUAACAUUGUCCUCUAUCAAGCCGACAAGAGAAUGACUGCUUGGACACAGAGAUGUAUUAGACAGGCUGAUUGCAUCUUGAUUGUAGCUCUCGCUGACCGAGAUCCAAACAACGUGAGUGAGAUGGAGACGCAGCUAGAGGCUCUGGCUGUCAGGGCACAGAAAGAACUCAUCCUACUACACAGAGAGAAAGAUGGUAUCUAUAAGCCACCUAGUGGAACUGCAGAGUGGCUGAAUGCCAGAGGUUGGUGUGUAUCUCACCAUCAUAUCCGGUGCCCAAAAAGAAUGUUCAGUAAGCGCUCUCCUGCAAGGGUACGAGAGACCUACGAUCGGCUUUUUGACACCAAGGCAGAUACCAUGUCCGACUUCUCCCGGCUGGCACGCUUCUUGACGGGUACAUCCAUUGGUCUGGUUCUCGGCGGGGGUGGUGCGAGGGGUAUAUCCCAGCUUGGCAUCAUCAAGGCGAUGGAGGAGUACGGCAUCCCUAUCGACAUCGUGGGCGGGGUCAGCAUCGGGGCCCUCAUCUCGGCGCUCUACGCCGAGGAUGUCAACAGCACCAUCAUGGAGAAGAGGUUGCAGGGAUUCUGCAAGGACUUUGGCUCCCUCUGGAAGCGGGUCAUUGACCUGACCUACCCAUCUACUGCCAUGUUCACAGGUCACAACUUCAACAAGAGCAUAAGUGACCUGUUUGGUGAUAAACAGAUAGAGGAUCUAUGGCUGCCAUACUUCACCAUAUCAACAGAUAUCACCAAGUAUGCACUCAGGUUACACACCAGUGGUUCGUUAUGGCGCUAUGUCAGGGCAAGCAUGUCUCUAUCAGGGUAUUUGCCACCUCUGUGUGACCCAAAGGACGGCCAUCUACUGCUGGACGGUGGCUAUGUCAACAACUUGCCUGCUGACAUCAUGCGUGCGAUGGGGGUUCCUACCAUCAUAGCCAUUGACGUAGGCAGUGAGGACACCUCCAGUAUUACUAACUAUGGUGAUGAGCUGUCCGGAUGGUGGCUGCUGUGGAAGAAAUGGAAUCCAUGGACAGAACCAGUUAGGGUACCCAGCCUUGAUGAGAUCCAGUCCCGUCUGGCCUAUGUAUCCUCUAUGAAGAUGCUUGACGAAGUGAAGAAUAGCUCCUACUGUGAAUAUAUGCGGCCACCCAUCAACAACUUUGCUACUUUGGCCUUCCAUCGUCAUCGUGAGAUCAUGGAGGUCGGUUACCAUCAUGGGAUGACUGUAUUCAGUGGCUGGAAGAAGUCUGGAUACCUCCAAGCUCUACUCUCGGAGAAAUCCUCUACGCUUCACAAGCGAGGAAAGCCUGGUCUACCCAACAUGCAUCCUCGUUUCACUGACCUAGCAGCGCUAGUGACCAGGAUGGAGCCUCAAAAACAAGCCAUUCCAGACCCAGAUGAGGUUGACUAUGCAAGAGUAGAAGGUACGGGUGACACCGACGUCGGCAUGGAAACGGAUGGCAUCGGAACCGAAUCUGCCUCGGAAAUGAACCCCUCAUCGGAUGUUCCCAACGCAACGAACAGCGAAACAGUGACGCGGUCCGCCUCGGCUCCCAGUACGGUCAUCGGGAGCGAGAUCUCCAGCGAAGAUGCAAGCGAAGACGACGUCGAGGUCGAAGUCGAUGCCUCUGGGUCAACCCACAGUUCUAUCAGGAAGAAAGUGGAGGGACUCCGGCUACGAAGGCACCGCAGUGAAAGCUCCCCCUCAGAGUAGAAUUGAACUUGCUGAGAACUGUUUAUUUGGAUGUGGUUGCACUCUAUGAAUCCAGUUUUGGAUUGUCUUGACGAGAGUGGAGGGAAGUCGUUGCGGUGAACACUCUUAUCUUAGCAUAACAUUGUACGUGCCAAUGGCUCAUUUUCACAGGGAGAUUACUCUCUGUCAUCCAGGUUUGGGGUUAACAUUUUGCACUACUGGAAAGUGGAGUGGCUGUUGCUUUAAAGACACAGCAGCAGAAACCACGCUUGGAGUGAAGUGGAAUUCAGUUGCACUUUUUUUUACAGGGUUUUACUCUCUACAAUUCCAGUUUGACAGGUUUAAUUGAUUAAUGGAAAUAAGCUCAUGCAUUUUAUUGUCUUGUUUUCAUGUGAAUAAUGGAUGGUUACAUGUUGUUUCGGAAACUCACUGUUAUUAGAAGUCAAUUAGGACACAUAGGCAAAUGAUUCUGAAUAGACUCUCUCACUCAUACCAAAAAACUGCCAAAACUGAGCUGACUUCCUGCUGGAAAACGUCGUGUAAAUCAUAGCUGCAUUGCAGAAAACCUUGUGUAGGGUGCGGUUCAGAAUUAUGCAUGUAAAUUUGCAUAACUCGCUGGCAAACCGCUCAACCAAUGAAAAGCUACGAACAUGAAGCCCCCCCCCCCCCCCACAAAUAUGGCCUUGUGGCCAGACUCGACUACAACAGUGCAACAUACCACUGGCCAUUAAAUAGAGUAAGAUCCCUACUGAGUUUAAACUAUCCGUUUGGAACGAGAAGGGUUCUGUGAGAAGGGUUCUGUAACUCUAUGUUGAAAUGUAUGGGUUCCGAACAGAUGGAAUCUGUAAUUUUGUAGACUAAACUGAGAGAAGAGACCCUUGCUUUUAGUGUAAGUGGAUAACAGCAUCAUAUAAAAGAGGUCCUAUAAAGAAACUAGUUUUGCCGGUGGCUUGGUGCUACAUAUAACUCUUAGUAUGCUGGAUUUUUUUUCUUCAGUGUGUGAAUUAUUUUUUGUGUGUAUGAAAUCUGUAUAGUUGGACACUGAUUUUGUAAAGAGAUUAUUUGUUUUACAUUAAAAAAAACAUUGCUGUUGUUUGACAAUCUCCUGCUCAUUCAAAGAGAAAGUCUUUUGUUUUCAUUACAAAUUGGAGACAAUACAGAUAUGUUUAUUGCUGCCAGCAGGAUAUUUAAAUUUUUUUAAUGGUUAUUCUUGAUGAAGAAAAUGUCCUUCUCUUGGAGUAUUGUUUAAUGAUUUUAUGUCUGUACCUGAAAUAGCACAUUUUACAUGUUUAGUCCAAACAGGGUUUCCAAUCAUUUUUUU
Messenger RNA from Strongylocentrotus purpuratus (purple sea urchin), 5527 nucleotides. RefSeq names its product patatin-like phospholipase domain-containing protein 7. The coding region runs from base 25 to 4227 and encodes 1400 amino acids. Gene Ontology annotation, cellular component: endoplasmic reticulum. The record is from RefSeq and is a predicted model, not a curated record. Lineage: Eukaryota; Metazoa; Echinodermata; Echinoidea; Camarodonta; Strongylocentrotidae. Gene Ontology annotation, molecular function: phosphatidylcholine lysophospholipase A1 activity. Gene Ontology annotation, biological process: lipid metabolic process. The transcript has 31 exons.